AGCCGUGUUGUUAGUGUCGUUGUCCUGCAUAAAUACCCACCUAAGUGGCAUAUUGUCUUCACCGUUCUAUAGCAUAAUUUCUUGUAGUAUUGCCACACAAUCGGUUGCCUUCAUAGUUCCCUGUAUCCUAUGCAGUGAGGCCAGACAAUUGUAUGAAAACGAUCCCCAAACCAUAAUGUUUCUGCCAACAUGUAAAUGGUCUUUAUCGUAUACUUAUUGUUAUAGGCAGCAUUAUUCGGUAUUUUUACAUAAUGAAUAUCUCAAUCAGAAUUAAAUAAGUUGACUUUUUUUCGUCAAACCCGAGAAUAUUACGUCAUUUUUCUUUAGGCCAAAGAACAUAUCCUUCGGCAAACUUAAGCUUUUGUUGCACGUUCGUUUCUAACAACAUAGGGCCUUUUCUCGUGAUUCGGGUCUUCAGAUUUUCCUUAUAAGUACCUUGCGGUUAGUUGAAUUAUAAGUUUUGACGAAAUUAAUGGAGUUUUUUAACAUAGCAAACUAUAAUUGCUUGACAAACAACUCUGUUUUUGACUUCCUGGCGCGUGUUUCAAUCUGGGAAACCCAUUUUACUGUUUGUUCAACCAGUGUUUUGGAAGCAUUAAGUAAAUACGCUACUUUUCUGUAGGAAUUUCCUUGUUUCACUAAAUAUUUAAUAUGUUCUCGAGUUUUCGGAUCGCAGUGCCUAUCCUUUCCCAUAUCGAUACAAUAAAAAGAAAAAUCAGGUUUAAAUUUAUUGAUAUUAAAACCAAAAGUAUUAUUCUUGGCUUCUUGGCUUAUCUCUGCAAAAAAAACUAUUUUCGUUACUGAUUUUAAAUAGCACGAUGUGUCAUUAUUAAAUCGCACAACUGUUUGCGGACUUUGUUAAGAACAAAAUGGCUUUUUACGAAAUAUGCGCAAAUACUAUGCAUUUGUCUAACGGAAUCUGUUUUUAUAAAUAAGGAUUGAUAAAAAAAUGCCGUUAACUGGCGGAAAUUUUCAUGACUUACUACAAUUUUAUUCUUGUUUUGUGUUUAUGCAUCCCUGUCCUUAUUAUUUUUCACAUAACUGUAUAUACCUAUAUAUAUAUAUAUGUAUGUAUAUGUAUAUAUACCUAUAUUAUCCUAUAACGAACUCAUUAAAAAAAUUAGAACUUUUAACUAAUUAAUCAAUCGAUACGAUUAAUAUAAUAAUUAUUUUUUUCACCUUGUGCCGAAAUGAUCCAUAACGACACUCAAAAAAGCUGACUAAAUCUCAUGUUAAGAAACUACAAAUUAAACUUACAAAAAAUUUGAGUAAAUGAUAACAAUUGGAACAUAUGUAUAUAUAAUAAUUUUAUAGAAACAAUAAUUUAUUUGCCUUAAAGCUGAUGGAAACAGAACAUCAGCUAGCAUAAACGUAUUUUGUGUUGCGUGCGGCUACUAAUUGCAGCAUUUUGAAAAACGUAAGCAACCUCCUUGAGUUUAUUUUCUUUAGAAGUUCUUUCAUUCAUUGUUCAAAUGUGUGCACGAAUUAAAAUUGAAAUUAUUAAUUUAUACAUUAAUAUAUAUUGAAAAAAAUCACAACAAAAAAAUCUAAAAACCAGAUAAAGUAAAUGUUAAUAGAAAAACACAUUUGGACAAUGGUAUUCAGUACUCAGUAUCCGAGGUACAGUAGCCAGUAGUCAGAUACCGCACUCACGCUAAUAUAAAUAUAUAAUAGAGGUUUUAAUAUGUAUGGUAUAUGUGUGUACAUAUAAACUUGUUAUAUAAAAAGUAUAUAUUAAGUUAUAGCUUUCACUGUGUAUAUUUUAUAUCGCUUCGUAUAUGAAAAUAUAAAUCAAACUAAUCGCAUGACUUUUUUUUUGUUAAUUUCUCUUCAUUUUUCUUCUUUUGGAAACGCCCCACAAAACAACCAAAUAUACAUACAUAUAUCGAAAAAAAUGGCUACCACGCAUACAUUCGAAUAAUGUUUACUGUUGGAACGAUGAAACUGUAUUAUGUGUUGCGAAUUAUUCAAUCCACAUUCUCAAUAAUUUUGCUUUUAUAACAAACUCACCGAAAUAUAUAAUUUUAACGUUAAAAACUAUUAUUAACAAAAUGUUUGAUCGUUGUAUUCAAUUGUUAUUUGCUCCUCGCCUCGAAUAUGGGAUAUUUAUCAACAAACUAAACUCAAAAACUACGAUGCGGACUGUAAUUCACAUUAUCGAACUCAAUCAAUCGUUGCCUGCUUCGUCAAUCCAAUAGCCACUGUAGCAGCCGCUGCCGCCAUGCGAGGCGUAGCAAUCCAUCGCGGUCAUAUGGGAGUUGUAGGUGGGCCAUUCAACCCCGCUUUGGCCGCUGUUGCUGUAGCCGCACAGCAGCAACAACAUCACCACCACCAUCAUCAGCCACACCAUCAUCCACAUCAUGCGCAACAAACCGCACACCACCAAUUAGGAUUGCAACAGGCAUUGCAAGUGCAAUCAGCAGGCGGGACCAACCAAGCUCACGCAGUUGCUGCGAUUCAGACCAGCGCUGCUCAACAACAACUGCAUUCAAUAGCUCAUUCAGCGGCCGCUGCAGCCAACACGCCCCAGGUAGCCAACGCCGCUGCUGCUGCUUAUGCUGCACGUUUGGGUGCUACAGGUGCAGCCACUCAAUCACCAUCCGCUGCAGCUGCUGCAUCCAUAGCCGCCGCGGCAAAUGCAGCAGCUGCAGUCAAUGCGGCUGGUACCGCUUUACACGGAUUCACACCCGUCUACUACGAUCCCUUCCUAGCAGCUGCUGCAGCUUCCGCUGAUCCGAAUCUGCGAUUCCAGGCAGCCAAACCGGUCGCAGAAGUUCCAGCCGCACAGCCAGCAGCCAUAUUAAAUCGCCGCACUGUGACAACGCUAAACAGUUCCCCACAUACGAUCAACCGCAUUCCGGUACCACAAAACGUUUUGGCUACAGCUCCGCUUCUAAAGACUCCACUGUCACAAGCACAGCAGGCGUACGCAACAGCCGCCACCACAUACACAGCGGUGGCCGCUAGGGCGGCAUAUGGCGCUGCAGCCGCCGCUGCACAGCCGGCUUUAGCCGGUUACGCUACUGUUGCUGGAUAUGCAACAAGAGAGUAUGCGGACCCCUAUUUAGGACAUGGAAUCGGACCAGUGCCCGGCUAUGGUGCAACUAUGUAUCGUGGUGGAUUCAAUCGAUUUGCACCUUAUUAGUGAGAGAAAUGGACAAUGCAAUGUACCAAUGGCUGCUGACUGCAAGUCAACUCAGCUAUACUCAACUUUUGCAAAUCCGGUCACACAAUUUUGCACAUCAUGUGGAACCAAAUUAAAGAUUAUUAUAUAAGAAAAGAGAUUUUAUGUUACAUUAAGAAGAAUAUGAAAUCGUCGAAAUGCUCAAGAAAUAUUACAAUUUUUAAUUAGCAACCAAAAAUACUCAUGCAAAGCGUAAAAACAAUGAGAUUAAAUCAAAUAUUCAGUGUAUAACAAAGCAAAUAUAAUAGGAAAAAGAGUUGAAGAUUAGCACAUAUACAUGCAUAUAAGAUAAAGGUAUUGAGCCAAAAAAAUACCAACAAUUUAAAAAUUUAAUAAAAGAAAAGCGUAGUUGUUAAAUUGAAUGUCGUCCAACCAAUAUUUAAAAAUACGAUAAAUACGUACAUACAUACAUACAAAUACUAGUAAGUGAGAAAACAUAAGCCAAAACAUGAAUUCAAAUUAAUGUCCAAAAGCAAACAAAAACAUAAUAUCUGGUAUUGUUGAAAUUGUUUAGCCGAUUAUCAUUUAUUUGAUUAGUUGGUGAAUUAUGGACACCAUAGAAAAUAUUCAUAAAAAUCAAAGUCAUAAAAAUCAAAGUCAUUCUUUCUUUAAUUUGUGCAUAAAAGCAUGCGUUGCUUUAGUGUAUUCAAAUUAUAAUGAGAAAUGUUUGCUAUUAUGCAGCACAGAUAUUCAUUAGUUUAUACAUAUAGUACACAUGCGAUAAAUAUCAAAUGUAAAUUUAUAAAAUUUGAAGUUAUUCAAAUUUACUUUUACUACACCAUCUAAAUUCAUAAAAGCAACAUUUUAAAACUAAUUGUAAUAUAUUUAAAGACCAUGAUGAUUUUUUUUUUAACCCGAUUGUACUUCAUAUAAAUCGAAGUAUGACACAUUGUCAUUUAAACUAUUUUCCUUCAACGCUUACUCAUUCACAUUGGCAGCUUAUUUCCCAGUAAUUGCUUUAUUCAAAUAUCUAUUUGAAUUGGUCAAGAAGCAAAUUUAUUGGUAUAAAAUAAUCGACACUUGAACAUAUCCUAAUUAGAAAAUAGAUAAUUUGAAUAUUAUAAUAAUGAAAACUUUCUCUCUUAAAUAUACAUAUAUUCAAAGUCUUGAAUAUUAUUGCAAAAAAGUGUUGUAUUUACUUGUGAUAAAAAUACAAAGGAGUGAAUAUCCGAAAAUCACUUCCAUUAUAAUUUAAUUUUCCAAACAACUGUACUCCGAUAUGCAAUCAAAUACCUUCCUGAAACAAUUUAAAAAUCGCCCAUGAUGGAGUUGUUAAAAAGUAUUUGGUCAAGAAAUAACAACUUAAGUAAAAAUUUAUAUAAUGUUAUUUAAAUGUUCACGAAUGCAGCUAUGAUAUCACAAAUUUUGAGAGAUCAAUUAUAUUUUUUGUUUUUGAAUUUACAAAAUAGGGUUCUAAAAAAAUCGAACCAAAUUAUUGUAUGCAUUGUAUGCAUUUUAAUAAGUGUGUUUGUGCUUUGCUUUCGCACCAUUUAAAUAAAUAUCCGAACUCUUCCGAUACAUCGCUGAAGGACACUCAAAGUGAAUCAAAUUUGCUCAAAUUAUUUUCAUACAAAAUAUAUAAAUAACAUAUAGUAUACUCUAUUGUAUCCCUUAGAUUUGACUUGGGAUAUUUACAUGUCAAAGUAGCGUUUAUGUAAGUAUACAUAUAAUCUGUUGUAUAAAAUUUUUUUUUGUGUUUGCUUUUUGACAUUGUGCAGUCGUCAUAUCAGGCUGUAAAUGUAAAGUUUUUGGCACACAAAAUGAUUUUAAAAGGUCAAAUUGAAACGAAAAAACAAACAGAUUAAAUGCACAAGUAGGAUCAAAAUAUAUGCAUACAAAACUUCUCUGCAAUUUAUUUUAAUUAUAAAGUGAAAGAAUACAUGCAUCAAUAUAUUAUAUGAGUAACAAAUUUGUACAAGUAUAUUUUAAGAGUUGAACAAUUUAAAUGACCAAAAAUAAAAUUUAGAAGUAUCUAAAAGUAUUUAUGAAUCACGCAAAAAUUCGCGCAAAUUACUAGUAUUAAGUGAUUUUUAUGGAUUAUUAUGAAUGGCGAUACACAUGUAACACUAUUUACACACACAUGUCAUCUGAACAAAUAUCUAGAUAAACCAGCUCGCAACAACGUUUAUUAAGUAACGCCAAGUUAAAAAAACUAAGAUCCAUAAACGUAAAAAUAUCAUUGAAAUUAUUUUUACUACGAAUAUUUUAUUUUAUUUUUAUAAAUUAUUUUACUUGAAGCCAAAGUCUAAUAUUUUAGUUAAACCUUCUAUAUGAUUAGUUUGUAGUGUGAUUACUUUAGUAUUUAUUUUUAAAUGUUUUAAAAUUGAAUAAUGAAUUUUCAAAUGCACAUUAUCAGCGAAUGCAAUGCAUUCAAAAAAUUCUCAAUUCAAUUCACAAAUUUGUUCUAUAUUUAAAUAGUAAUUGAAAUAUAAUAUAUAUACAAUCGCAAGAAUUAUGUUGCAUAAUGUUACAUAUACAUACAUAUGUCUGUAUAUGAAUGCAUUAAAAGUUAAAUCAAAUCCAUUUAUUGCCAAAUAAAUAGCUUUUAAUUGAAAACACUAAGUAAACAAAGAUGAAAAAAUGAGAAUCUGAGAAGUCCCAAUAGCAAUCAAUUUAAAAAUUAUACGUAAAAAAUGAAAUCUUUGCAAUUUUUUUACACCUGCACAUUGGUAAUUUUAUCAAUAGGCGUUCGAAACGUUUGCUCUGCACAGUAACCUGAAAGCUUAAAUUUUAAUGUUUUGUCAUUUGGACCUUUAAUUGUUAUAUAUAAUUUUUUUUUAAACUGUUAUACGGGGCUAGAAAUAUUUAUCAAUGAGCAUUCUCGUCAUUAUUUGUAAGAUUUUUCACCAUCACAAUCGAUUCAAUCUUUAUGCAAUUAUUCUUUUCAAGAAUUAUUAGUAACAAACAAAUUGAAUAAUAUUUCAGAAUUCUGUUGAAAAGUUGCACAUCACCGUUUUAAAACAAAAUUAAACAAAUUGAAACCUCUAACUAGCUCUAAGACAAAUUUUAAGUAUCUAAGCAAGUAUUGAUUGCAAUACAUACAUACUGUUUUAAAAUACAAAUACACAAAUUCAAGCUAUGAUUGAAACAUCAUGAAAAUAAAAAAAGCUCAAAAUUAUUAUAAGAAGAUCGUAUGAAAAUAAAAGUAAAUAUAAUACUCACGUAGGCAUACCAUUAGAAGGUAAUCCAAAAAAUGUUGAUUUUCAAGUGAUUUUAAUUGAUAAUAAUUAAAUUGAAUCACGAAGGUAAAUAUUUUGUAGUAAAAAGUGCAAAAUCAUGCUAUAAAAUUAUUCAAGAGAACAUCGUCUAAAACAAUACGAUGAACGAGUAUAUAAAUUAAUGUAUAGAAUUGUGGAAAUUACUUAAAUGUUAGAUCAAAAAACAAAUGUGCUGAAUUAAGAAUGUUUGUUCAACAUUUUAUUAAAAUAGUAGAUUACGAUUGCAAGCAUAUUAAAAAUAUGGAAAAUGAAUAAUAAUAAAUUUAGAGCGUAAAAUGUGCCAAAUUGUAUAAAAUGUUAUAAUAUAUUGUACUUCUUCAUAUCUAUUGUGUCCCUAUAGCUGUAUUAAUCGGCUGAAAAACAUUGAAAGAGCAAUUUUACCUUUGCAAUUACUCCACUAUUGUCAGAAUGUAUUCGAAAGUAAAUUUAAUUUCUUUUAUUAAGUUCUUAUAAUUUUCAUAUCUACUCUUAUUAAACUUAUUUCAAGCAUAUGAAAAACGCAUAUUAUAUUAUUUGAAUUAAACUCCUUAUAAAAUAACACAUUCUUGAUUUAAAGUACUAAAGACUCUUCUGUAAGCAAUCAAGUGCUCAUAAGGAUGAGACUCGGACAUCACAAAAUUAAUUUGCAACCAAAUGAAAAACUCCUGAAAACCAUUUUAUAUAAUGUUUGCAUAUAAUGGCACAAUAAUUAAUUUUGUUCCCACUUGAUAUUGGUCCUAUAUCAUCCAUCAUUUUUCAAUUUGUAAGGUUGUGAACUGUGAAAUUUUUCAAAGCAAAGACACAAAUAAAUAAAUAAAUGAAGUGAAAAACUAAAGCAUAUCUCUAAAUAAAAAGGAAAAUUAAUCGAGAGUAA
Bactrocera neohumeralis is the source of this 7255-nucleotide messenger RNA. Its product is annotated as antifreeze protein Maxi-like. The transcript has 7 exons. Bases 2222 to 3145 code for a protein of 307 amino acids. NCBI's taxonomy places the organism in Eukaryota, Metazoa, Arthropoda, Insecta, Diptera, Tephritidae. The record is from RefSeq and is a predicted model, not a curated record.